Molecule: messenger RNA, 2814 nt
Organism: Notodromas monacha
Lineage: Eukaryota; Metazoa; Arthropoda; Ostracoda; Podocopida; Cyprididae
Source: the annotation of a GenBank genome assembly
AUGAACAGGCGUGAGAAUGAUCUCAGUUGCAAGACGGUGGUUUCCAUGGACCAGAAAAUAAUGCAAUGUUCGAUCGUGAAUCCGAGUGACGCUCAUUCUCCGCCCAAGAACUUCAGCUUUGAUGGGGUCUACUUCGUAAAUUCCACCACAGAAGCAAUUUACAACGACAUUGCUUCUCCUCUCGUGGAGGGUGUUUUAGAAGGAUACAAUGGAACAGUUUUCGCCUACGGGCAAACGGGUUGUGGGAAAAGCUUUUCCAUGCAGGGCAUUUCGGAUCCCCCUACCCAAAGAGGGAUCAUUCCUCGAGCAUUCGAACACAUUUUCGAGGCGAUCGCCACAGCCGACAACUCCAAAUACCUCGUGCAUGCGUCCUAUCUGGAGAUUUACAACGAGGAAAUCAGGGAUUUGCUGGGCAAAGACAUCAAGAAGAAACUCGACUUGAAAGAGCAUCCAGACAAAGGCGUCUAUAUUCCAGAGCUGUCGAAGCAUCCCGUUCAUAAUGUACAUGAAUGCGAAUCCCUCAUGGACCGUGGCUGGAACAAUAGAAGCACAGGCGCAACAUUGAUGAAUGCGGACUCUUCAAGAUCUCAUUCGAUUUUCACCAUCAUGUUGGAGAUGAUGACUGUGAACGAAGAUGGGUCUGAACACAUUCGUCAAGGCAAACUCAACCUUGUCGAUUUGGCCGGAAGUGAACGACAAGCCAAAACUGGCAACACGAAAACACUAAUGGUCGCAUGUCUGUCUCCCGCCGACAACAACUACGAAGAAACACUAUCGACUCUCAGAUACGCAAAUCGAGCCAAAAAUAUCAAGAAUAAACCGAAAAUCAACGAAGAUCCGAAAGAUGCAAUGUUGCGAGAGUACCAAGAAGAGAUCCAAAAAUUGCGCGCCAUGCUGGACUCGAACGGCGCCGUUCAAAUUUCCAAACAAAUUGUAGUACCUGACGAGAAAGCUUUGGAAGCCGAACGAGAAAAAGUGCGUAGGGAAUACGAGCAGAAAAUGACUGAUAUGCAAAAACAACUUCAGCAAGCCAAAGCCCAGCAAAAUAAACCAGGACAAUCGAACCAAGAAGAGGUCGAAGCCGUCAAGCGCAAAUAUGAGCAGCAGCUUAAAGAGCUGAAUCAAAAGAUCGAGGCAAAUGCAAGCAAUGCAGGAGUCACGAGAGCAAUGAGUGCUGGACUCGGUCAACAAGCAUCUAUAGUGCAAAAAUUGGCGAAGAACCUGGAUCCCGAGAAAGCCGAAGCCAUUCAGAGAUUAAAAAAUCUUGAGAAACAAAUGGUGGGAGGAGAAAAAGCAAACGACGUGGAGCUGAAAAACAAGCGUGUCACUCGUCGCAAAAACGCCGAAAGACGUAUGGAAACUUUGGCAGCAGUUUUGAAUGCUGUCAGCCAAGACAAUGACGAUGCAGCCGUUCUCGCCAAGGUCUACGAUGACAUCAACGAAGAAGUUAAAUCCAAGACCGAGCUCGCAAAAAAGUACAAAAAUCGGGUAAAAGUUCUCGAGCAAGAAAUCUCGGACCUUACUUCCGAGUUUGAAUCAGAUCGAACGGAUUAUUUGGAAACAAUUCGAAAGCAAGAUCAGCAGAUCAAGCUUCUACAGCAAAUCCUUGAUCGAGCUCAGCCUGCUAUUAAAAAGGAGUCAAAUUACAGCAACAUCGAGAAAAUAAAACAGGAAGCCUUCUGGGAAGACGAGACACAAAGAUGGAAACUACCGGAAAUGAUUAUUACGCGGACCAAAUUGCCAAAAGCCGCUGCCGGUGGAGCAUCAGUAGAGGUGCCGGAGAGGUCGGUGUCUGAUGACCUGAGCACUCGCAGACGCAAGCCGAGCGUUACUGCCCCUGCAAAGCUGGCUUACUCCAGUGACGAGGACGAGGACACUUUGCUGCUCAAGGUGCGAUUCCCCAAUCGUCUCGGUCCGGGCUCGCAGCAAAGCAGCGGUAGCACUGUGGUGUCGAACGCUGUCGGCCGCUAUCGAAGACCGCCGUCGUCGGUGUCGAAUGGGCAACAAAGUGGCAGCAGUGGCACGAGUGACGAGCUUCGCUUCCGCAUCUCCAACAACAAUGGGCGGGUGUCGCGUUGCAGUUUACUGCGCAGUAACUUGAACUCGGAGAACAUUCUGGUCGAUUCGAGCGACUCGCAAGACUCAUCUCCUCCAGAAUGGUCUGCGGGUUAUUCCUGCGAGUCGGAUGACGAGAAAAUUUUGCAGCAAAAAUUGGAACGAGGCCAAGAAGAAAACAUUGCUGGAACGUAUUUUUCAAAAUCGACGCGACAAGCAAAACUUCUCGAGAAAGCCAGAAAGGAUUCACACGUGAAUGGACCCAGUUGGCGAGGUGAUUUGUCAAAAAAUAAAUCAUCAUCAACGAGUGUCUUGAACCAGACAAUCAGUCUUUCUCCCGAAAUGCUUGUCAACGGAAACCUGAGCAAUUCCUGCAGUCUCAACGGGUCUUGGGAUCAACCGAAUAGUUCCAACUCCUGGGGCGGAACCUCUAAUGUCGGCGUCAAUAACUGGUUUUCCACAAACGGGUACAACAUUAAUCCCAUGGACUCGAUGCGAAAACCAACCAGACUGCAGGCAUUGCCGGAUUUGGACCGUGGCGGCGGAAUCAGGGCAACAAAAAAACGUUCCAGAGCAGGACUCAACACCCUCGACCUUAUAUGACCUGGAUUAUUUUACCAAUUUACCUGAUUGAUAAACCUGAACGUCCGGGAAAAAACGUUCUGAAAGUACCUGUGAUGAAAAUGCGGAAUUUAUUAUUUAAAAAAAUGAAGAAGAGCGUGCAGUAAAUGCAGCGACCUCGUUAUUUGAAGGUAUAUA